UUCUGAGAGAGAGAGAAAGAGAAAAGAGAGAGGAGAGAAGAGAGAAGAGGCCUUCUCCCCUUCAAAACAAAAACAAAAGAAAAAGAACCCUAUUCCUCUCCUAUAUUCAUCGCAUUUGUUCUUGAAUCUCUUUCAAUUCUCUCCACAACAGCCGAGAGGGAAUGUUCCAUCCCAAGAAGCCUACUAUGAAUUCACAUGAUAGGCCCAUGUGUGUUCAGGGUGACUCAAACCUCGUCCUCACCACUGAUCCCAAGCCCCGCCUCCGCUGGACCGUUGAGCUUCAUGACCGUUUUGUCGACGCUGUCACACAGCUUGGAGGACCCGACAAGGCCACUCCAAAAUCUAUCAUGAGAGUUAUGGGUGUCAAGGGACUUACUCUCUAUCAUCUCAAGAGCCACCUUCAAAAAUUCAGGCUUGGGAAACAACCACACAAGGAAUUUAACGAUCACGCCGUAAAAGAUGCUAUGGCAUUGGAAAUGCAAAGGAAUGGUCCUUCUACAUCUGGGAUAAUGGGCCGAAGCAUGACUGAUAGGAACAUACAUAUCAGUGAAUCACUUCGGAUGAAAAUGGAAGUUGAAAGGAGAUUGCAUGAGCAAUUGGAGGUGCAAAAACACCUCCAAUUGAGGAUUGAAGCUCAAGGAAAGUAUAUGCAAACCAUACUGGAGAAAGCUUGCCAGACGCUUGCAGGUGAAAACAUGGCCUCAGGAAGCUACCAGGGUAGCAGCAGCCCUCCCAUCAUUUUUCCUUCUCUUCAAGACUUACACUUAUACGGCAGUGGCGAGCAGCUCGAUAUGGGAAUAUUGCUGCCGAAUGACAACCUUUCUUUGGGGAACAAGGGGCCUAGUCCAUAUGGCUGUAGUAGCAAAAGCCCACUAAAUUGGGCCGACGAUCUCCGAUUACAAGAACUGGGAACAGCAGCUACUUGUCUAAGCUCACAAGAUGAUGCUUUCAAGGGUGAGCAACUUCAAAUCUCACAAUCAGCAAUCGGUGGCGGCUUUGAUAUGGAUUCAAUGGGAGAUGUUUAUGAAAGCAAGCUGAUUCUAUCAGCUGAUUCCAUGAGUGAAAAGAAAUUUGAGGGCUCACCGAAGCUCGAAAGGCCAUCACCACGAAGGGUCCCGAUUCCAGCGGAAAGGAAUAAUCACAUGAUGAAGGGUGGGGAUUUACCCCAAACAAGAAAUUUGUCUUAUGGGUGAGUUAGACUAUCCAUGUAUCAAAUUUAAUAACUUUGCAUGCUCGAAUGUAAGAGAAAUUAUGGUGUAUUAACCUUUUAAUCUUAUGAUUAAGCUGAAGUAAGAUGAUGGUGUGUUGAUAUUUUA
Messenger RNA from Magnolia sinica, 1316 nucleotides. Its product is annotated as myb family transcription factor IPN2-like. The record is from RefSeq and is a predicted model, not a curated record. Gene Ontology annotation, molecular function: DNA binding; DNA-binding transcription factor activity. Lineage: Eukaryota; Viridiplantae; Streptophyta; Magnoliopsida; Magnoliales; Magnoliaceae. Bases 162 to 1193 code for a protein of 343 amino acids. The transcript is spliced from 6 exons.